UCUCUCUCUCUCUCUGACUCUCUCUUCAAUAUUUUUUAUUAUUUUUCCUCAAAAGUCUUUUUCACUCUUGUCUCACUGCUACCGCCGACUUCAUAACGGUUAGCCGUCGUAUUUUGGCGGCGCCGAUUUUCCUGUUUCCCGGCGAUCUUCUCCGAAAGUACUCUUUUAUUAUUUCCUCCUCAAGUGCAUCGCUUUGGAACUCUGGUUUUAACUAUCAUUUCUGAGUUUAAUAGUGUUGCGUUCUUGUUUGCUUUAUCUUACUGAAAAUAAUCUUUCAAAGGGAAUAGACAAAAUGAUUGGAUCCUUUCUUACCAGAGGACUCGUGACGGUUUUUGCCUAUGCUUUUCCAGCAUAUGAAUGUUAUAAAACUGUUGAAAUGAAUAAGCCUGACGUUGAGGAACUGCGCUUUUGGUGCCAGUACUGGAUAUUGGUGGCUGUUUUGACGGUUAGUGAGAGAAUUGGUGAUGCUUUUGUUUCAUGGGUUCCAAUGUACAGUGAAGCUAAGUUGGCUUUCUUUAUUUACUUGUGGUACCCGAAAACAAGGGGAACUUCUUAUGUGUAUGACUCCUUCUUUAGACCAUAUGUUGCAAAGCAUGAAAAUGAAAUUGACCGUAACUUGUUGGAACUAAGGACUAGAGCUGGUGAUAUGGCAGUUCUUUACUGGCAAAGAGUUGCUAGCUACGGCCAGACAAGAAUUUUUGAGAUCCUGCAAUAUGUUGCUUCACAGUCAACCCCAAGACCUCACCAUGCUAAGAAUUCUCAGGCACAAGUUGAUAGGGCUCGCCAACCCUCUGGUGUGCCAAUCUGCCAAUCAUCUAGUAAAGCACAAGCAGCACAUCCUGAGGCUGAAGAACCGCCUUCCCCGACAUCAAGCACAUUUUCAAGUCAAAACCCAAAGGAAGUAGCUGAAGAGGUGGGACCUUCAAAGGUGGCUUCACAGGUGGCUAAAUCAGCUACCCCAUCAGCAUCCUCAAAUAGCCAAAAACCAGAUCCUGCAUCUGAAAGUACCAGUCAGCCUGCAGAUACCGAAGCAGAAGCAAUGCAAAUUGAACCGGUGUUGCCUUCUCCACGGAAUGAAGUCACAAACCCUCCCCCAAAAGAGACUCUCAUGGAAGAAAGCAUUCGAGUCACACGUGGUAGAUUGAGGAAAAGCCGUUCAGGAACCCGUUAAAAUGAUGGUAUUAAUUCCUUUUCUUUUUAGUUUACUGAACUAGCACUUGAAUUGGUAGGCGUAUCGUUGUUGACAUUGAUGUAAAUUUCUCUGUUUUCUAGUUUCUAUUUCAUUCGUUGCUUCA
This is a messenger RNA of Gossypium raimondii (Peruvian cotton), 1295 nucleotides long. RefSeq names its product putative HVA22-like protein g. Lineage: Eukaryota; Viridiplantae; Streptophyta; Magnoliopsida; Malvales; Malvaceae. The transcript has 7 exons. The record is from RefSeq and is a predicted model, not a curated record. Bases 293 to 1171 code for a protein of 292 amino acids.